AUGUCGGGCGAGGCGUGGCUGUAUCUCCUGGCGGUCUUGAUAAAUGCCGUCAACCUGUUUCUUCAGGUGUUCUUCACUAUCAUGUAUAGUGAUCUGGAAUGUGACUAUAUCAACCCGAUCGAUCUCUGCAACCGCUUAAACACGUACAUCAUUCCCGAGGCGGCCGUGCAUGUUUUCCUCACCUUCCUCUUCCUCAUCAACGGAUACUGGUUGCCGCUUAUCCUCAACUUACCGCUCGUGGCAUGGAAUGCGAAGAAGAUUGUGGAAAACACCCAUCUUCUCGACGCGACGGAGAUUUUCCGAAAGCUUAACAUCCACAAAAAGGAGUCGUUUGCCAAGCUCGCGUUUCACCUCGUCAUGUUCUUCUUCUACCUCUACAGCAUGAUUGUUGCCCUGAUUAAGGAUGAGGCCAGCUAA
Molecule: messenger RNA, 417 nt
Organism: Scedosporium apiospermum
Lineage: Eukaryota; Fungi; Ascomycota; Sordariomycetes; Microascales; Microascaceae
Exons: 4
Coding region: 1-417 (138 amino acids)
Biological process (GO): endoplasmic reticulum to Golgi vesicle-mediated transport
Cellular component (GO): COPII-coated ER to Golgi transport vesicle; endoplasmic reticulum membrane
Source: RefSeq, a predicted model, not a curated record